UUUCGAACGGAAUCUGUGUUUUUUACCGAAACGCCACCGUUUCGCGUCUAACCUAAAGUGUUUCGCAGUGAUUUCUUCUUCUCGAAACAGUUCGGAUAUAGCUGAUAAUAACAACGAUGGCUAAGAGAAUCUCAGCUCAACUCUUCGUAAGCAGGUUAUCAGCUUACACUACAGAUCAAUCUCUGAGGCAAUUGUUUUCUCCGUUUGGUCAGAUCAAAGAAGCUCGGCUUAUUAGAGACCCAGAAACGCAGAGACCAAAAGGGUUCGGCUUUAUCACAUUUGAGUCUGAAGAUGAUGCUCGAAAGGCUUUGAAAAGCUUAGAUGGGAGGAUCGUAGAUGGUAGACUAAUAUUUGUUGAAGUUGCCAAGAAGGCAGAGGAAGUGACAACGGAUACCAACAGUAAGAAAGCCCAUGACCGCGGGUAAUUUAGGCAAAGAGAGACUCACUGUUAUCAUGUACACUUGUUUACAGAAUUGAUCUGAGAUCAUUAGUUCCCAUGUUCACAACACUAAAAAGAACAGAUGCCAUUUAUGAUAUGGUUUGUAAUCUUGUUUGUAGAAGAAUCCUUGACCCUUGAGGUGAUCUGGGCCUGAUUUAGUUAAUGGGCUUAAAGAUAAUAAGCGGUGAGGCUCCGGUAGGAAAUAUCUGUCGCACAAAGCAAACUCCGAAAUCUCCACGUGUCUGUAUUUGAUUAGUUCUUCUCGGCUGCUUCCCAUCACCGCUAUAAUGAAAGUUGAGCGUCAAAGUGGAGCCAACCUAGAGAGGUACCGAAGAGGCACCUUUCAUUUAAUUUCGAUUUUUCAAAAUAUGCAAAAAUAUUCAAUGGCAAGAGAUAUUCAUUUUGGCUAUAUGGAA
Camelina sativa (false flax) is the source of this 855-nucleotide messenger RNA. RefSeq lists its product as uncharacterized. Gene Ontology annotation, molecular function: RNA binding. The record is from RefSeq and is a predicted model, not a curated record. NCBI's taxonomy places the organism in Eukaryota, Viridiplantae, Streptophyta, Magnoliopsida, Brassicales, Brassicaceae.